Messenger RNA from Macadamia integrifolia, 1189 nucleotides. RefSeq names its product CBL-interacting serine/threonine-protein kinase 7-like. The record is from RefSeq and is a predicted model, not a curated record. Gene Ontology annotation, biological process: protein phosphorylation. Gene Ontology annotation, molecular function: protein kinase activity; ATP binding. The coding region runs from base 399 to 902 and encodes 167 amino acids. Lineage: Eukaryota; Viridiplantae; Streptophyta; Magnoliopsida; Proteales; Proteaceae. The transcript has a single exon.
CUCGUCAGAGAAAACUUGUUGGGGUGGUGGUCUCUUGGGUCGGCUGCUUCAGGCCGCUUUUGCGCCCCUUCUGCAACCGUAUCCCAAGUGCCAAUGCAUUCCGCGGCGGACCUAACCACCGCCAUUGUCACCACCACCACCACAAACAGCAACUCCGAUGUGUUGCUAGGUAAGUAUCGCUUAGGCUGCCUACUUCGCAGCUUUGCAAAAGUCUAUCAUGCUCGUUCUUUUGUCGAUGGUUCUGAUUUAGUCGUUAAGGUAAUGGACAAAACCAAAAUCCUCAACACCUCCAUGGAACCUCGCGUGAUUAGUGAAAUCUCUGUAAUGCGUAGACUUUGACACCCGAACAUAAUCAGAAUCCAUGAAGUCAUGGCUACGAAAUCCAAACCUACUUAGCCAUGGAAUACGCCAAAGGCAGCGAAUUGCUCUCCAAGAUUUCCCGGCGGAAAUGCUUCACUGAACCUGUUGCCUGUUUCUACUUUCAACAGUUAGUCUCAGACCUUCACUUCUGUCACAGAAAUGGGGUCGCCCACAGAGACCUAAAGCCGCAAAACCUGCUCCUCGACGAACAGGGCAACCUCAAGAUCUCCGAUUUCGGCCUUUCUUCUCUACCGGAGCAAUUAAAAGAUGGGCUUCUCUACACGGCCUGCGGAACGCCGGCUACAACCCCUGAGGUCUCCUGUCAGAAAGGCUAUAACGGUACCAAAGCCGACGCUUGGUCAUGUGGCGUCAUCGUCUUCGCCUGCCUUGCCGGAUUGCUCCCUUUCGACGAUUCCAAUAUUGCUGUUAUGUACCGGAAGAUUCACCGCCGGGAGUUUCAGUUCCCGGCGUGGUUCUCGAAGCCCACGAAAUGGAUAAUCUCUCGGCUAUUGGACCCUAAUCCAGAAACCCAUCGGCCAUGAUUGUUCACCUCUCCGUCGACUUAUUAGGGUUUCUCGCAUUUAAAAACCCUGAUAACACAUCACAUCCUCACACACACAUAUCACUACUGGUAGAGGGCAAUUUGUAGAUUAGGGCUUGGAGAGCUUAAAAACGAUGAGAUGGGAAGAGGAUUUUCCUCUUUUCUUAAUUAUAAGUGAAGGGUAUUUCAGUCCCUUCAUCUCGUUCUGGGGGUAUUUUUGGUAUAAAAAAAUGUGACAUCACCACAUAAUAGAUUCAAACUCACGGUCACUAACGGAUUGGACUCAAA